CUUAAAUCAAGCCCCACAGAGAAGUCAUUUCGUUGAUGGGAACGUGACUUUGCGGCUUCCUGGGCUGCUACAGUGAAGGACGCCCGCCCUCCCCAGAAUUUGAGAGCUUAUUGGUUGAUGAUGUCGUCACUCACAACGUCACUCAGAUUGACGUCAGGGGCGAGAAAAGAGACGGAGCCGUAGAGACUUGGCUUCGGGCCUUUCUAGCAUGGGGGUCCCUGGGAGGACCCAGGAAGGAACUAGGAGGACCUCGGCGGCCGUUCCGCGGAGCCCGGCCGAGGAGGUCUCUAUGUUAACUAGUUGAGACAAAAAUAAAUAUGGCCUUCUACAGUUAUAAUUCAGUCUUAGCUAUUGCUCGAACAAGAUUCUCCAGCCAUUUUGUCCGUCCUACCUGCUCUUUUUAUUCCCCAUCAUGUGUAUUUCUUCACUUGCCAGAUUCCCAUUUAAAUAAGACAUGUCUGAAGAACUGUGGGAGCAAGAAGUACUCAGAUCCUAGUCAGCCAGGCAAUACAGUACUUCACUCACAAACUAGACUAAUACAAAAGCUACACACAUCCACUUGCUGGCUGCGAGAGGUUCCUGGCAAACCUCAGCUGGGGCAAGCCACAAAAGAUCCACAGGUGACAAGCCCUCAGGCCACAAAAACUGGCGCGAAGAUUAAAGAAGGCGAGCAAUCUUACAGACAAAAAAUCAUGGAUGAACUUAAAUAUUAUUACAAUGGAUUCUACUUACUUUGGAUUGACACCAAAGUUGCUGCCAGAAUGGUUUGGAGGCUGUUGCAUGGACAGGUCCUGACCAGACGAGAGAGACGAAGGCUGUUGAGAACUUGUGUUGAUUUCUUCCGCCUGGUUCCAUUUAUGGUGUUCAUAAUUGUACCCUUCAUGGAAUUCUUAUUACCAGUGUUUCUGAAACUCUUCCCAGAGAUGUUGCCGUCAACUUUUGAAAGUGAAUCCAAAAAGGAAGAAAAACAGAAAAAGAAAAUGGCUGCAAAGUUGGAAAUAGCAAAAUUUCUUCAAGAAACCAUGACAGAAAUGGCAAGGAGGAACAGAGCCAAGAUGGGUGAUGCCUCUACACGGCUCUCAUCCUAUGUGAAGCAGGUCCAGACAGGCCACAAGCCCAGCACAAAGGAGAUAGUUCAAUUUUCCAAACUGUUUGAGGACCAGCUGGCCCUGGAGCAACUAGAUCGCCCUCAGCUGGUUGCCCUUUGCAAACUGCUGGAAUUGCAGACGUUUGGAACCAAUAACCUGCUACGCUUUCAGCUCCUGAUGAAACUGAAGUCUAUAAAAGCAGAUGAUGAAAUAAUUGCCAAGGAAGGGGUGAAGGUAUUGAGUGUAUCAGAACUACAGGCUGCCUGUAGGGCCCGAGGGAUGAGAUCACUGGGUCUCACAGAGGAACAAUUGCGACAACAGCUCACAGAGUGGCAGGACCUCCACCUAAAGGAGAACGUCCCUCCUUCCCUUUUGCUCCUGUCCCGUACCUUCUACCUGAUAGAUGUGAAGCCCAAGCCAGUUGAGAUACCACUCAGUGGAGAGGAUGAAGACUUUAUACAGUCGCCACCAGUUACAUCAUCACCCAUAACACCAUCAACACCUCUUUCAUUACCUAAAGGAUCCAUCACUACUUCUAAAGAAGCUUAUUGCUAAUACUACGUAACAGACAGACUGCCAGCAAGCUGACCAAGAGUUUUCUUCCCUUGGGGAGUGGUUAGAAGGCUAAAGGUAUUUCAGCCUGUAGGUGAUAAAAUUAGACUUACUUGCUGUGGUUAGAUGGCAGUCAGUUAAAACGAAAUUCAACUGUCCUGUCUGGGAUCACCUAAAUGUGAAUGUCACCAGCACUUCAAGAAUAUGCACUCUACGAUGCCUUCUAAACUCCUGCUCCAUCAGAGGAGCCCCAUGUCCCACUAAUGAAGCCCAGUUCUUAGGGAAUGAAUUCCUACCGUGCAAAUACAACAGUCAUGGAUCCUGCCUAGUGAGGUGAUUCACAAUACAUUUUCCCAUUUUUAAAAUGAUGGGUUUUAAUUAGCCACAUUGCAGGUGUUAAAUGUGGGAAAGGGAUUAGCUAGUUAAACUUGCUCAACCCUGUUUUAGCUGAGUGAGUCAUACUGUUGGGCUGUCCUGUAGUUCCUUCUGGCUUGCUCUCCAAGCAGGGUGGGAAUGAGCAGUCACCCGGUCAAGAAACCCCAGCCAUCUGAUACGCCUCUCCUCCCACUCUUCUGCUAGCAGCAGUCAGGGAUGUUUCAUUGUUCUCAUUACUUAGGGGGCUUGGCUGUUGGGCUCAGUGAUCCUUAUAUCUAGCCCCAGCCAGUGGUGUUCUGGUAAAUCAUUAGCCACCAACUCUUUGAUGGGGGGAAAGCCCUGAUAAAUAGCAUCUGCCUAUUCCAGUGAUAUAAGUACUCCCACCAUGUUGAUUUUAAGCCACUGCCAUGGUAGCCCUGGACAGUGCAGAGCUGGGAGGAGACGUGCAGUGUUCCCAGAGAGCCACACACAUUGCUGCUAGCCUCCCAGGGUAGAGACAAUUAUACCUCUUUUAGCAUAUUUAUGAAAUAGAUCUCUUCUGUGUGUGAAGACCAGUAUGUAGGGCAGUAUGGUGGAAAUGGUUCUGAAUACUUUUGAGGAUCCACCUAGAGGGAACCCGCCCAGACUAAGUCUUAGUAGUUGGGUUCUUGCCGACUGCCCUCUUCCCUGGCCCUCCUCAACGGAGGGAAUGGAAGGCUGUGCCGGCUGCCUCAGAGCUUUUUCCUCUCUGCUCCCUUCUCUAUAGAUGCAGAUACCUUGGCUAUACCUGCUGCUAAUGAUCUCACUGGCUAUGACUUCAGACAAUUUUUUUUUUAAAGAUGGACUCU
Molecule: messenger RNA, 2842 nt
Organism: Cebus imitator (Panamanian white-faced capuchin)
Lineage: Eukaryota; Metazoa; Chordata; Mammalia; Primates; Cebidae
Gene: LETM2
Product: leucine zipper and EF-hand containing transmembrane protein 2
Exons: 10
Coding region: 318-1643 (441 amino acids)
Biological process (GO): intracellular monoatomic cation homeostasis
Cellular component (GO): mitochondrial inner membrane
Molecular function (GO): ribosome binding
Source: RefSeq, a predicted model, not a curated record